Molecule: messenger RNA, 1364 nt
Organism: Toxorhynchites rutilus septentrionalis
Lineage: Eukaryota; Metazoa; Arthropoda; Insecta; Diptera; Culicidae
Exons: 8
Coding region: 1-1320 (439 amino acids)
Biological process (GO): sensory perception of taste
Cellular component (GO): neuronal cell body; axon; membrane
Source: RefSeq, a predicted model, not a curated record
AUGAUUCCUUCGCAUCAUUUUCUGACCCGCCUAGCGACCCAUUCUGUCUACUACGGGGCAUCAUUUUGUGGAUUUCUUCCCUUCCGAUAUGCAACCGAUCGUUUCGUGUGGUCCAGGGUCCGAAUGCUGUGGUCGCUUUGUGCAGGAAUAUGUUCGAUAGUACUGAUUGGCUAUAGUUACUACCAUGUCAUAACUCCACUUUCUUUUCCUUCGUUGGAGAUCCUUCGUUAUUUGCUCUACUGGGAGUACACAAUUCGCAUAAGUGUCAUAGUGUCCUGCUAUCUUUCCGUAUGGAUCAAUUACGCCCAGUUGAGAGAUCGUGGGAGCGAUGCUCUCGAAAUUUUGGCGAAACUCCAAACAUACGACACCUCAUCACAUAUUGGACUCAACUUAACGAUUUGUGGAUUGUUGAAGAUUGCGUUCGGUGAUAUCUUGAUAUGCUGCAUACUGGGGAUCAUUUCUCAAUUGAAUUUCAAGAAUGAUCCAGUGCCUACGUUCCAGCGACUAGUUAACAUUUACAGUCUGUUCGUGGUAGCCCAAGUGUCUAACGUGUGUGUAUUCAGUCUGUCCACGGCAACUUAUUGUUAUGGCGCAAUUAACCGGCAAAUUAGUAGGAACUGUUCAACCGUCGUUUGCAAGGAAUUAGAUGUGUUGAGUAGGCUGCACUAUAAAACUACCGACACCAUUCAGGGUGUUUGUAACAUUUUCGGAGUUUCACUAGCGUUGAUCAACUUCUGUCAGUUUCUCGUGAUCAUUUCAAGGGUUUAUUAUGUAUACGUUUGGUUUGUGCGUGAGCAUAGGUAUCCUCCUUUCAACUCUCUCGUAUAUCUCUGUUUCGAAGUUAUCCAUCUUUUAUAUUUGGCAUCAGUGUCACAUUUACUGAAUCGAAAGGGCGAAGAAACGUUAAUAGUUUUGAAUGAACCACUUGAAUUCGAUGUGGAUAUUGCCGUUGAGAGAAGGAUUCAUUCGUUCUCCGUUGGUUUGCUGUUGCGGGAUCAUAGCGUGGAACUGUGCGGAUUGUAUAAACUAGAUUUUCCUAUGUUAUUUUCGGCAUUCCAAUUUUUCUACAUAGUUUCUGGAUCGACUCUGCUGACUAAUCGAGCCGAGAAAACGGGACUGCUGUUGAAUAGGUUCUUCAAAGCAGACAUUGAAGAAAGGGUAGAGAAGACCAUUGAAAUGUUCUCCAUCGAGUUACUGCACCAAACGUACAGCAUAGAAAGUUUUGGAAUGUUCAAGGUAGACUUCACACUGAUGUAUUCGAUGGUUGCCAGCAUCACUAGCUAUCUCAUAAUAAUGGUGCAAUUUCAGCUGACUGAAUAAAUAUCUGGAUUGGGGAUGUUAUAUUUCAGACAGACUUCUAUCAG